UGCAGACCGGAAGUAGUCCUCGCUGGGGGCUUCUGGGAAGCGGCUUGUGAGCGGCGAUUCUGCGUCUGUCUUGGACAGCGAAGCUGCUGCCUCCUGAGCCAGAGGAGUACCUGUAAGGAACAAAAACAGGGUGUUUCCCUGAGGCUUACAGUCUGCCUUGUCUUUUCCUGAAGUGUAAAUCAGGAUGUCUGCACAGUCAGUGGAAGAAGAUUCAAUACUUAUUAUCCCAACUCCAGAUGAAGAGGAAAAAAUAUUGAGAGUAAAGUUGGAGGAGGAUCCUGAUGGUGAAGAGGGAUCAAGUAUCACAUGGAACCAUCUCCCCGACCCAGAGGUUUUCCGACAGCGAUUCAGGCAGUUUGGAUACCAGGAUUCACCAGGGCCCCGUGAGGCUGUGAGCCAACUUCGAGAACUUUGCCGUCUGUGGCUCAGGCCAGAGACACACACAAAGGAACAAAUCUUGGAGCUGGUAGUGUUAGAACAGUUUGUUGCCAUCCUACCCAAGGAGCUGCAGACUUGGGUCCGAGAACAUCAUCCAGAAAAUGGAGAGGAAGCCGUGACAGUGCUGGAAGAUUUGGAGAGUGAACUGGAUGACCCUGGGCAGCCGGUUUCUCUCCCUCGACGGAAACGGGAAGUGCUAGUAGAAGAGAUUGUAUCUCAAGAAGAAGCUCAGGGAUUACCAAACUCUGAGCUUGAUGCUGUGGAGAACCAAUUGAAAUGGGCAUCCUGGGAGCUCCAUUCCCUACGGCACUGUGAUGAUGAUGCCAGGACUGAAAACGGAGCGCUCGCUCCAAAGCAAGAGGUUGCUUCAACAGUAGAAUCUCAUGAAGUUCCUGGGACUCUCAAUAUAGGUGUUCCUCAAAUUUUUAAAUAUGGAGAAACCUGUUUCCCAAAGGGCAGGUUUGAAAGAAAGAGAAAUCCCUCUCGAAAGAAACAGCAUAUAUGUGAUGAAUGUGGAAAACACUUCAGUCAGGGCUCAGCCCUUAUUCUUCAUCAAAGAAUCCACAGUGGGGAAAAACCUUAUGGAUGUGUGGAAUGUGGAAAAGCAUUCAGCAGAAGUUCCAUCCUUGUACAGCACCAGAGAGUACAUACUGGAGAAAAACCUUACAAAUGUCUUGAAUGUGGGAAGGCUUUUAGCCAGAAUUCUGGGCUUAUUAAUCAUCAGAGAAUCCAUACAGGGGAGAAACCUUAUGAAUGCGUUCAGUGUGGGAAAUCCUAUAGUCAAAGCUCAAAUCUUUUUAGACAUCAGAGAAGACAUAAUGCAGAAAAACUUCUGAAUGUUGUGAAAGUUUAAGAUAUUACAAAAAAAAUCAGCACUCAGGUCUUUUUCUUCAGAAAUGGAGACAAAAAUUAAACCAUGAAGUGAUACAGAAUAGUUUUUUUCCCUGUUGACUCUCAGAAAAUCUACUGGGAAAUACUAAAAAAUCUUCACUCACCAUGAUUAUUUUAUCUUGAAAAAUGGUGUUAUGCCUGCCUAGCAGCUGAAAUUAAAAACUUAAUUCAGGUAUUAAUGCCUAAAUUUUCAUGUGAUGUUUAUAAUUUGUUUUCCAAAUAAUGAACUACUUUGUUCUUUGUCCCUUUCUUAAAAGUUUCAUUUUUCAGACAGCUAACUUAUUUCUAUGUUAGUCAUUGAAAUGUUCUCUGUAAAGAUACAUUCCUUUCUCUUUUAGAAGGUAGCAUAGGACUUACACAGUCUGGAUACCAGACUUAAACCAUUGUAAAACCAUCUUUUAAAAAACUUACUGUUCUCUUUUUAUCUAUUUUAAAUAAACAUUUCAGAAAAUAGAGGCUAAAAGAUGGCUAUAAACCUCAAAAUAAAAUGAGCCUUAAGAUUUGAGAUAAAUUUUGGUGAUAAAACUUCAAAAAGUAAGUAGAGCAUUCGAUUGGGAAAGAUACACAGAUUGACUUAACCACUGAAUUAUAUCAGUUUAAGUAGUCAUUGCCUAGAGGAAAACUUAAAAUGUUGUUUAAUCUAGGGCCUUCUUAAUAAUGAAAAUGUUUUCCGAUGUGUCAUUAAAAAGUAGUUUGAACAAUAAUUAUAAAGCUGAAGGUAGUAAUUAGAACACUUAAGCAUUUGCGGUGAAUGGCAGUAUUAAAAAGCAAAUGUAAACAGAAGGUUAAUGGUCUGUUGUGGCUUUUAGAAAGAUUCAAGGUCUAAUGCAUUCUUAUUUUGCCUUUAUCUGUUGUGGACAGAAUAUUCCCUGACAGGUGGGCAACAAGUAUCAGGUCUGCUGUUUUUAUUAUUUUGGUACGGAAGAGUUGAACAGGCAAAAAACAGUCAUGCAUUUCUUAAACAUUUUCUACCAACAAGGCACUGUGCUAGGUACUGUAAUCCUAUCAUAAGUGGAUAGGUAUUUCUUCCACUGUAAAUCAUAGGGGUUUGGUACAAAGCUGUUUUAUGUAGUUAGCUUCUUUUCCCUGUCAACAUUCCCAGAAGGGGUCACCGCUGAGAUUCCCAGAGCCAUAGUUCUCUCACCAGGGUGUUGUAGUUGGAGGGAAAGGAAGACUCAGCUCAACAAGCUGGCUGGAUCUCCAGCUUUCCUCAGAGGUGAGUCCAAGAUAGACUUUAUCACAGUUUGGCAGUUUAUGAAUCUUUUAAAAACAAAACUAAACAAUCUCUAGUAGCAUUGAGGUUGUACCUAUGUGUGAGGUUGAAUGGACUCUUCUACUUUAAAAAUAACUAGGCUAUUAACAGCUAGUUUAUUAACUAUCAGAGUUGAUUAAACUAUUUUUUUUAACUUUCAGCUUACACAUUUUAAAAAUGUAUUAAAGUAAUACGUUGUAGUAGUAGGAUGAUGUGCUCCUUGGCUGAGAAUCCCAAGUACUGUGGUUCUACUGUUCAGUGGAAAACCCAGGAAGUUGAAUUAGAGGGAAGACUUUUAAAAUGGGCAUUAAAGUAUGAAAAGUGAUCUAUGUGGAUAUAAAUAUUUAGUACUAGAUAUUUGGGUUCUAUUAGGUGUUUGGAUCCGAUUUUAAAAUGAAAGGUGAGAUUUGCAUGAGCCUAUUAAAAGGGCAUACUAGUGCUGGGCCAGCCGGUGGAGAAGUGAGGCAGAAUGGAGCUUGUUCAUAGAUUUUUUUGAUAACAAUUACAAGAAACAUGCUUUAUAGAUUAAGAUUUAUUGAAGUAUAUGUAGUAAUGAUAUAAUGUAUUUUAAGUUAUAUAAGAAAAUGUAGGGACUUUUGUUUGGGUCUUUUUCUCUUUGUGGCUGAGAGGAAGCAAGUCAAUGUCCAAUAAAGCUCUAAACUCCUCUA
This is a messenger RNA of Octodon degus (degu), 3249 nucleotides long. RefSeq names its product zinc finger protein 24 (gene Znf24). Gene Ontology annotation, molecular function: RNA polymerase II cis-regulatory region sequence-specific DNA binding; DNA-binding transcription factor activity, RNA polymerase II-specific. The transcript has 4 exons. The record is from RefSeq and is a predicted model, not a curated record. NCBI's taxonomy places the organism in Eukaryota, Metazoa, Chordata, Mammalia, Rodentia, Octodontidae. Gene Ontology annotation, biological process: regulation of transcription by RNA polymerase II. Bases 185 to 1291 code for a protein of 368 amino acids.